Molecule: messenger RNA, 3923 nt
Organism: Etheostoma spectabile (orangethroat darter)
Lineage: Eukaryota; Metazoa; Chordata; Actinopteri; Perciformes; Percidae
Gene: rad21b
Product: RAD21 cohesin complex component b
Exons: 14
Coding region: 168-2096 (642 amino acids)
Biological process (GO): sister chromatid cohesion; replication-born double-strand break repair via sister chromatid exchange
Cellular component (GO): cohesin complex
Molecular function (GO): chromatin binding; protein binding
Source: RefSeq, a predicted model, not a curated record
GCUCUCUCUGACAGGUCGCCAUCUUGUUUGGGCUAGUCGGAGGAGGGGUGGAAAACAUCCUCCACCACCCGCAGCAGCAGCACCACCACGGCCGGUAAAACACGAUAAGCACAAAACGACUAUCCGGCCUCCCCUUCCCCUUUCCCUUGUGGUGAGAAGGCACUGAGAUGUUUUAUGCCCACUUUGUUCUCAGCAAACGUGGGCCGCUGGCCAAAAUCUGGCUGGCGGCCCACUGGGACAAGAAGCUGACCAAGGCACAUGUCUUUGAAUGCAAUCUAGAGAGCAGCGUGGAGAGCAUCAUCUCACCCAAGGUUAAAAUGGCUUUACGGACAUCAGGGCAUCUGCUGCUGGGGGUGGUAAGGAUCUACCACAGGAAGGCCAAGUACCUGCUGGCAGACUGUAACGAGGCCUUCAUCAAAAUCAAGAUGGCGUUUAGACCAGGUGUGGUGGAUCUUCCAGAGGAGAACAGAGAAGCAGCCUACAACGCUAUCACGCUUCCUGAGGAGUUCCAUGAUUUUGACCAGCCACUACCAGAUCUAGAUGAUAUUGACGUUGCUCAGCAGUUCAACUUGAACCAGAGCAGAGUGGAGGAGAUCACCAUGCGAGAGGAGGUGGGCAACCUCAACUUGCUGCAGGACAAUGACUUCGCUGAUUUUGGUAUGGACGACCGGGAGAUGAUGCGGGAGGAGAGUGCGUUUGAGGUGGACAUCAUGGGAGUGUCAGCUUCUAACCUGCUGCUGGAGGCUGAGGGUGGAGCUAACGCAAUGGCUGACAAAUCCAACCAUCUAGAGUACGAUGACCAGUACAAGGAUGACUUCGGAGACAACCCCAUGGAGAACAACGAGGGAGGCAUGCUGGUGGACAAGCUGCUGAGUAACGAGGAUGGAGGCGGCAUCUUUGACGACCCUCCAGCCAUCACAGAGAGUGUGAUGAUGCCUCAGGACCAUGGAGACGAUGACGACGACUUUGAUGCUCUCUCGGCGGGCGCCCCAGAUAGUCCAGACUCAGGCCCAACAGAGCCGCUACCAGCCAUGGCAGACCAGACAGAACAGACCACCCUGGUUCACAACGAGGAAGAAACCUUCGCCCUGGAGCCGAUUGACAUCACAGUGAAGGAGACCAAGGCAAAGCGUAAGAGGAAGCUGAUUGUGGACAGCGUGAAGGAGUUGGACAGUAAAACUAUCCGUGCACAGCUGUCUGAUUACUCUGACAUUGUCACCACCCUGGACCUGGCACCGCCCACCAAGAAGCUGAUGAUGUGGAAGGAGACGGGAGGAGUCGAGAAGCUUUUCUCUCUCCCUGCUCAGCCUCUCUGGAAUGCUAGGCUGCUGAAGAUGUUUACAAGGUGUCUGACGCCACUGGUACCAGACGAGCUUAGGAAGAGGAGGAAAGGUGGAGAAGCUGACAGUCUGGAUGAGUUCCUCAAGGAUCUGGAGAACCCUGAGGUACCCAGAGAGGACAUAGCAGGACACCAGCAGAGAGACAUCAUGGACCAGACCAUCAUGGAAGAGGCCAGUGUUUUGCAGACGUCAGUUGUGGAAGGCAGCAGGACGACGCUGGACGAGUCCGCCAUGCCCCCUCCGUCCUCCCAACCUAGUCUCAAACACAAAGCCCAGGACACAGAACCAGCUCUGCCUAUGGGAGCUUUGGACCAGCAACAACAGCCGCAGGGGUCCGGAGCCUCUGAUGUGUCCCAGCAGCUGGAGACAUCCAAUGUGGAUCUGCCCCCAGAGGAAACCACUAACAUCAGUCAGAUGAUAGAGUUGGACCUGCUUGGUGACAAGGACAAGAAGAAGAAUGAUGGUGACUCUGAUGAAGAGGAGGAGGAGGGGCAGGGAGGAGACCAGGACCAGGAGGAGAGGAGGUGGAACAAAAGAACCCAGCAGAUGCUCCACGGCCUCCAGAGGGUGAUGGCCAAAACAGGCGCCCAGUCGGUCGGCCUGCUGGAUCUGUGCAGGAACAACAACAAGAAGCAGGCGGCCGCUAAGUUCUACAGUUUCCUGGUUCUGAAGAAGCAGCAGGCGGUGGAGCUCGUCCAGGAAGAGCCUUACAGCGACAUCAUAGCUACGCCCGGACCUCGCUUCCACAUCAUCUAGAAAACACAACUUUACUUUGCAAAAAAGGAACUCUGCACAUAACACUGUUUGUCUGUCACGUUUUAUUUAUUUAUUUGAGUUUGUUGACUUUGUUUUGUGUAUGAUGUGGCGUUUUAUCUUCUGUCUGCAACAUUUUAAUAUUAAGCUACGGUGGAAGGAAUGAAGUCUAAAUAACAUGGUUGGAUUAUUCAGAGGUUACUUCCAACCCCAAACAAUGAGCACUUUCCUUAUUUGUUAUUUAUUGUAUUUUUUUAUUAUUAAGACUCAUUUUAUAGCCAAGAUAGUAUUAAGUAGGUAAGUUAAAGGGAGCACAGUGUAUUCCUUUUUUGUCUGGAGUUUCAUUAACUCAAUCUAAUUGUUUUUUUUUUAAGCAGAUGACACCAACUUUGACGAGCACUUCCCUCUACAACCUGUUGUGCGGGACUGGCGUGGCACCUAAGUUAAAAUGAGUCUAGUUUAAGAUAUGUUUACAGUAAGAGGGAUGACUUGAUCAACUUGGAGGUUGAGCCAUCCCACCGCUGCAGGAAAGAAGUUGUCAUGUACGUUUAUGGACAUUGACCAAAAGAAGCAUGCACUAUAUCCAGAGUGUGCAAGUACAUUUAAACAGUUACUUUGUGAACUCGACCACCAAUGAAGCAUUAUACAACUGUAGCACUAAGAAUCUAAACUUGUUUUUGCAAAUGCGUCGUUUGCAUCAUUGACUGUUUGCACAAAAUGGAAGUUGUCCCAAAUCUAUACUACAUACUAAUCCAAAAAUCUAUUUUGAGUGUAUUGCUGUUGCAUAAUAUUCUCCUACAAUGUAAUAGACAAAGGAAAUAAAAUGAGAUGAUCAUAAAAAAAGUUCAAGCUAGUUGAAGAUGCUGGUGAAACUGCUCCAAGAAGAAAUAACUAUUACAUCUCUGGACAAACAUGCCGCUGUCUGUUUAGUUUAACAGUAGCAUUCAAAAGCUGCAGUUUAAUUAACGCCAGACAACACCUUAUUUUUUACAGUGAUUUCUUGUAUAUAAACUGCAAAAACUAUAAAUGGUAUUAGAUUACAUACUGUAUAUACCUAGUAUGUACAAUGGAAUUAGGACACAGCUUAUGAGAGCUUCAGUUUCAACCUCUAGAUGAGAUGAACAUCUCUAGUCUGUUAUACUUGCAUGCUCUUUCCUGAAAUAUUUAAGUGUGGAUUUGCUCGGGAAACUACCAUUUGUAUUACCGUGUUACUAUUUAUUCGUGACUUUAUCCAGUGUCCCUUUUAUAUAUGGAUAGUCAUUUAGUUACUGGGUAACACACUUAUCUAUAACUGACAGUGUAAAGCAAGUAAAUACUUCAAUAUUCAUUUUAUGGAUGUAUUAUAUAUAUCAAGAGAAUUACCUGUUUUAUUUUAAAGAAACAUUGAAUUUUAAUGUAAAGAAUUACUUGAUAACACGAUUAAGUGAAGUCUGAAUGGACAUAUGUUAUGAACGUUGUCGCUUGGACUCUAAACUCAUUGUACCAGAAAAUAUUACAGGCUGAAUUAAGCAGACACUCAAAUUACACCGCAAAAACAAGCAGACCACCAAACCGUUGUGACCACUCUUGUGUCUGAAAAGAAAGCUGAAUACAUUGUUUUUGAUAUCCACUUCCAUGUGAACUGUAUCAUGUAAUGUCAAAGUGCAUCUUACAUUUUAACUAUGUGCCUGUAAACCUGCUAUUUUUUACUUAGUAUACAAGCCAAGACAAAUCAUCUCAAACUAAAACAUACUGCUGUGUUUCUGAACGGUUUCAGUCCUAUGCCCGUAAGCUGUAAGCCUGAGUCCCGGAAACCGUUGCAACAUUUUUCUAAAUAAACAAUACCAUGAG